CUCAUCAGAGAAGACUCUGCAUGGUAGAUGAUGGAGGGAGCUGAAGUUGACCUGGGAGAUUACAUGGAGGUCGUCACGACCUACCAUUGUAAAUUCUGUAUCCACACCUGUCAAACGGUGAAAGAUAUGGCUCUCCACGUCCAACAGGACCAUCUCUCCUCAGCAACCUCUGCAGCCAAAGAUCCCCCACAGUCUACUCAGGCAAAUACAGAGAAUUCAGAUACAGGAACACCAGACGCCCUCAGCGAUGGGACAGUGGCAAAUGUCAUGGUGAUUUCCCAAGAUGCCCAGCUUGAACCCCAGGAAAAAGCUCCCACUACUCAAAUUCUGAAUGAAAUCAAGGCAGAAAAUAUAGAAACCGGGCUAGACAUCACUGAAACUGAUCAGCAAAAUACUGAGAUCCUAAAUAAUAAUGAAAAUCCUGCAGAAGAAGAGGACUUUGUUAACGAAACAAGUAAUAAACUAACGUUUGACAUAGACGGCAAGAUUGUGGAACUAUCUCUAGAAAAUGGCAACAUUGAAAAUAUGGCUCAGUCGGUUGUCAUGAAGAACAAUGUUGAGGGACUGGAAGUAUUGGAUUCAACGGAAAACUUUAUUGCUGUUGAAACGGGGACAUCCACAACAGGCACAGAGCCCAUCACAAAAGAAUUGUUUCUAUGUGGCCAGUGUAACACUGGAUUCACCAGUAUGGAACAAUGUCAGGAUCAUAUGUAUAAAGAACAUAAUGUAACAGUGGAAGACGGAAAAGUGAGCGUGGGAACGCAAGUCGAGACCAGAUCACGGAGAAAGAAUCAAAAACGCGCCAAAAAUGAAUCUGAGGAGGUGAAAGCCACGGAUUUGAAUGACUCUGAUGUGGAAUGGACCAUUGAGUCAGAGACGCAAUACAUCAGUAAGGGCAGUCGUACACGUAGUAAAAUCUGCCCUCCCAAGGCACUAAAGAAUGACUACUACCUCGGGAAGACAAGAUCGAGUGAUUCUAAUAAAACUGAACACAAGCCCAGACAACCCAAAAGUGCCCUGAGUUACCAAAACAAAUGUGGAAAACCAGGGUGUAAUGCCAGGUUUCUGACCAAAGCAGCAUUAGAAAUUCAUCUGAAGUGUCACACAGACAAGCCAGAGGUUUUCAUGUGUCCUGAGUGCCAGCAGGAACAGAACCGAUGGCGUCUGGUACGCCUGCACUUGUGGAAGGCCCAUCAGAUAGACACAGACUUGUUGAAGUGUGAUCAAUGCGAUUAUAAAAUCGAUACGGCCAGCCGACUGAAGGUCCACCAGGAAAUACACAGUAAAGAGAAGCCAUACACGUGUGACACGUGUGGAAAACACUUUCGACAGCAAGCGCAGAUGAGAAACCAUCAGAUGGUGCACAGUGACAACAAAAAUAGUGACAAAUGGUAUGGUGAGCAAGAAUGUGAGAUCUGUAGUCGCAAAUUUGUGAGCAAGAAAUGUCUACAGGUCCACCUUCAGGUGGUGCAUGGGAACCACAAGCCCUUCUCCUGUACGGUGUGUGAGUACACCACAGCCAGAAAGGCUCAGCUGGAACUCCACAUGCGGACUCACACUCAGGAAAAACCAUUCAAAUGUGACGUCUGCAACUAUGCCUCCAUAGAUCACAACUCUCUGAGGCGCCACAAGAUGCGUCACAGUGGACAGAAGCCCUACAAGUGUCCCCACUGUCCUUACUCCUGUAUACAGGCCAUCUGCUUCAAAACUCACAUGAAGAACAAACAUUUCGGUGCUCAUGGAAUCUUCUGCUGUGAGUUUUGUACCUACAAGUCAGUCAAUGAACAGAAGUACUUGGACCAUGUGCGUGAUCAUAAAAAUGGACUCAUUCCAACUACCUCAGUGAAAAAGAAACCUGAAAACAUUACAUUUGCUCCAAGAAUUCAGAAUAUCAGUCAGUCUGUUCCACAUAUAGAGAUUGUCAAUGCUGGUGAGCAGGCUCCAGUUUUUGUUGGGGGCAAUGUGGAAAAUCCGGGUAAUCAAAUCCAGAUGCAUGUGGAGAUGUCGGAAUCCGGGGAGCGAAGCAUUCGAGAGGAGGACCUUCAGCGGCUGAUGAGAGAAGGACUGGUCACUCAAGAUAUCACACAGCUUAUCUCUUGUGCCAUGAAUGCCAUUUCUCAGGAAACCUCCAUCCAAGGGGGUGAAAGUCACAUGUCUCCCGUUCCAAAUUCUGGACAAGUUACUACUCACAUGAUCACCUUUCACCUCCCUCCUCCUCCUUCUAACAGUAACACAGUACAGCUGCAGGAUCAGAAUAUAGUCACGGUGGAUCCGUUAACUUCUAAAAAAGAUGAAAAGAAGGAGUCAACAGCACCUGCUGUAUAUUUCACAGAAAAUCAAGGAGUGCUCCUAAACACCAGUGAUAUUCAACUACAACAAGAGGGGGAUCCAGGUUCUGUUCUGUUAAACAUUCAGAGUUCAGGUGUACCAGCUAAUCUGAUCCAGAUUGCUGCUAAUGAAGCAGAGGUUACCCAGAGUGCGACCAUUCAGGACUUGGCUCAAAUCAGCUGUCUUGUGAAGGACUCUGUGUAUACUACAACAACUUACAGUAAUAUAGAAGGAUAGUUAUACAUGUAUACAUAUACAUGUAUUUUAUAGGGGUACAUACCAGGUGUAUGUGUUA
Saccostrea cuccullata (small rock oyster) is the source of this 2623-nucleotide messenger RNA. RefSeq names its product zinc finger protein 320-like. The record is from RefSeq and is a predicted model, not a curated record. Lineage: Eukaryota; Metazoa; Mollusca; Bivalvia; Ostreida; Ostreidae. Gene Ontology annotation, biological process: regulation of transcription by RNA polymerase II. Bases 28 to 2565 code for a protein of 845 amino acids. Gene Ontology annotation, cellular component: chromosome. The transcript is spliced from 4 exons. Gene Ontology annotation, molecular function: chromatin insulator sequence binding.